This is a messenger RNA of Maniola jurtina (meadow brown), 3572 nucleotides long. RefSeq names its product aminomethyltransferase, mitochondrial. Gene Ontology annotation, molecular function: aminomethyltransferase activity; protein binding. Gene Ontology annotation, biological process: glycine catabolic process. The transcript has a single exon. Gene Ontology annotation, cellular component: mitochondrion. Lineage: Eukaryota; Metazoa; Arthropoda; Insecta; Lepidoptera; Nymphalidae. The record is from RefSeq and is a predicted model, not a curated record. The coding region runs from base 721 to 1950 and encodes 409 amino acids.
GUCACAGUUUACUCGGGCAUUUGUACCUUACUGUUACUAUUUAUUUAAUGAUGCAGCCAUCACCAUUACACAAUAUUUUAUUGGUCAAUCAAUGUCUGUUUGUGCCCACUGCCGGACAUAGACCUCCUGGAGAGCACGUCACCACACGAUCCUUCACUUUCCUCAACCUCUACCAUCUUAAGGUCCUUCCUUCAGUCCAGCGGAUUAGAGGUCGUCCCACACUGAGCUUGCUGGUACGCGGUUUCCACUCCAAAAUACGUCUGCCCCAUUGGCUAUCGAUUCUGCGACAGACAUCGCCUGCCUGCCUACUGCCACUUCCGCUUGCAAAGUUAGCUGUCGGUUACUUUGAUUCUCCUCCUUUGAUUUUCUCGUUGCGGAUUGCCCUUCAGAGAGACACCCAACAUAGCCCGCCCCAUAGCACGCUGAGCGACAGAACUUCUGGUUAAGGCUGUCAGGGUCCACGUUUCAGUACCUACCCUACGUCAUCACAGGCAGGACACAUUCAUUUAAAGGCUCUUCUUUCGAGUGUAGUAAAAAAUAAGCAGGUAGGUACUUACGAAUGUACCUAUUUAAGUUGCUUUAUAUUUUGUUGUUCUUAUUGUUGUUAUCAGUAAAUAGUUAAGACACCGCCCGACCUUUGACCCAUCACUAUAGGCAUCUUGAUAAUUUUGUAAUUAUUUAGUAAUAUUUUACACAAAUAACAGGCAUUUGUGUUGUAAAAUGUGUUCCAGAAACAUUACCUUCUCCAAAAAUAGAUUGUUUGGGUGCCGGUUUAGUAUCACGAAUAUUCAGACUCGCAGUUUAAGUGACAGUGAUGCAAAAGUUAAGAAAACUCCGCUAUACAAGUUGCAUGAGAAAUAUGGUGGUAAAUUGGUCGACUUUGCUGGGUUUCUCUUACCAGUGCAGUACUCCGAUUUAAGCGUCUCAGCAUCUCACCUCUUCACUAGAAGUGAUGCAUCCAUUUUCGACGUAUCCCACAUGCUACAAACCAAUGUUCGCGGGAAGGACUGUAUUUCUUGGUUCGAGUCUAUAUGUCCGGUAGAUUUGAAAGGAAUGCCACUUGGUACUGGUUCUUUAACGGUUUUCUUGAACGAAAAAGCUGGAAUUAUCGAUGAUCUUAUUGUCAGCAAAGUGAAGGAAGACCAACUGUACGUAGUUUCAAAUGCAGGACGUUUGGAAGUCGACAAGCAGCACAUGAAGGAAACUUCAGAAAGAUUUCGUAAAAACGGCAAAGAUGUUACUGUCGAGUUCUGGGAUGUGACCGAAAGGGCUUUAAUAGCUCUCCAGGGACCAAAAGCAGCGAAAAAUUUACAAACUUUAACAGAUAUACCCAUCUCUGACUUAACAUUCAUGACGUCGCGUGUAGGUUUGGUGGCAGAUGUGGAAUGUCGUGUUACAAGAUGUGGCUAUACAGGAGAGGAUGGUUUCGAGAUAUCCAUACCAGCCGACAAGGCGGAGAAUGUGACAGAAGCAUUAUUGCAGUUCCAGGAUAUAAAGCUAGCUGGACUCGGUGCGAGGGAUUCGCUACGCUUGGAAGCAGGGUUGUGCCUGUACGGGAAUGAUAUCGAUGAAGGUGUUACGCCAGUCGAAGCCGCUUUGACGUGGCUGGUUGCCAAGAGACGCCGCACCGAAGCCAAUUUCCCAGGUGCUGAUAUUAUAAUACGGCAAAUUAAAGAAGGCGUCACUAAAAGGAGGGUAGGGAUUAGGAUGGAGUCUGGAGCGCCUGCUAGAAAAGAUGCAGUUCUUAAAAAUACUAAAGGAGAAAAUAUAGGUAAGGUAACGAGUGGUUGCCCGAGCCCUUCUCUAGGAGGCAACGUUGCAAUGGGCUAUGUCCUUGAAGAGUUAAAGAAAGUCGGCACGGAAUUACUAGUUAACAUUCGUGGCAAGGAUGUGUCGUGCAAAAUCGCAAAAAUGCCUUUCAUACCAUCAAAAUAUUAUGUUAAAAAAUAAAAACGCUUUUAAUUUGUACAAAAUAGUAGUUUUAUUUACAAUAUUAAAAUAUUAUCCUAAGCAUGAUACUAAAAUUAAUAUAUUAUAAUUGACAUAAAUCAUAGAGAAUUAAGUAACGACUGUAAUUUCUAAAAUUAACACAAAUAAAGAACCUUUGAAAUAUAUAAAAAUCGCACACAACUACUUAAUUUUCUAAUAAUAAUACUUAAUAGUUAUAAUUAACAUAAUUAAAAUUAACAAUUGAGCGAUAAUAAGUAAAUUCGAUAUUAAUGGGGUAAUUAAUAUUUAAUUUAUUAAUGCACUAUAGUAUAGAUUGUAUAAUAAUAGUAUAGUGUGCAUUGAUUUUUAUUUUUAUAAAAAUUAUUGUGGAAUUAUACAGGAAUGUUGAGGCUAUGUUUUAUUUAUAUUAAUACUGUUUAAUAUUAUUAUUUUGUUAUAAUUUAUAAAUAUACAAGUUUUAUCACAGGAAUUAAUCCAAAAUGGAAAUUGUUAUCAAAAAUAUGUUUAUUUUUUCAUGCUAAUGUAUAUCUCUGAAAGUAUUCUGUAUUCACACUGCUUAGGUUUUUGAAGCUUUAAAUGUUAGAUAAGAAAAAUAUAUAGGAACGUUCAAUACAGUUUACUGGACAGCCAAAAGGCAUACUGGUAUGACAAUAAUUUCAGUCUAGUUGCAGCCUUAGUCAAAAGUGUAUAAAUAAAUGCAAAUACUUUGAGAGCUUGAAAAAUUGAGCUUCCUGAAAUAUGGUUCUAGCAAUUCAGAUUAUCAUGAGUUAUUAUUAACUUAAAAUUAUUAUAUGUUACAAAUCCAACAUUUUAUUCAUACACUAAACUUAAAAAGUUAACACUAAGGAGCAGUUUUUUUUUAAUAAAAAAGUUUAAAUAACAAUAAAUAGGCAAGCACCUCCUUAUAUUUUGUAAUAAUAUUAAUUUUUAAACGACAACACUGCCCAAAUGUUACCAUGAAGAACAUUUUUGUUUUAUUUAAAAUACAUUAAAUAUUUUCCUGGCUUUAUUGUCUUUCUUAUCUACAUUUAUGUAAAAAUAACUACAAUUAAAUAAUUAAGUACCUAUAGUAGAAAACUGAUACAGCUUUGUACAACAAAUAUUUGAACUUGGACGGAGAUCAAUACCUACUAGGGCGAUGGCGGAUUCAGUCCGAUUCGAAUCAGAGAAAUUACGAUCCAAGAUAGCCGUUUAUUCUUCGGAUAGCAAACAUGGAAAUUCUGACUAACACUGUGCUAAUAGCAAUUCUUGUAGUUUGGCUGAAUUUAUGGUACACUAUAAAAAUACCACUAGCUUCAACAAGUGCGGUUUUUAAUUGUAGCAAAUAGUGAGAGAGUUGCAUAGUAUCGAUUCUGAUUAUUUCUCUUAACUAAAUUUAGAGUUAUCUGCAUUUUUAUCGUUUUAGUACUGCUAAAAAAGGAUAGAGAAUGAAUUUUAAAAUUUGCAUAGUUGAAAGUUUGUUCUACGAAUUUAAACAAUAGCAUCACGAGUCACGACUGGCACCUAAAAUCACGAGGUUUGAUAGUUCUAUAUUAAAUUUAAGUUUUCUUAUUACAUUGAUCAGAAAAAGGCGCAAUACUCUAAAAUUUAUUUGCGAUCAGAAUCAGUAUAGUGCGUUUCAU